This is a messenger RNA of Vicia faba (fava bean), 585 nucleotides long. Lineage: Eukaryota; Viridiplantae; Streptophyta; Magnoliopsida; Fabales; Fabaceae. The record is from the annotation of a GenBank genome assembly.
AUGACAAACAAAGGAACAACCUUAAAGACAGAGUGUUGCAUGUGUGGAGAUCUUGGUUUCUCUGAUCAGCUUUUUCAUUGCAAAAUCUGCCAAUUCAGAUCUCAACACAGGUAUUGUAGUAAUCUAUAUCCAAGAACAGAUAUUUCUGGAACAUGUAACUGGUGUUUGAGUCAAGAAGAUUCACCAAACUCAUCAAAUUCUUCAUCAUCUUAUAAGAAUAAUGGAAGCACAGAAGAUGAAGGAAAGAACAAGAAAAUUAUAAAAAAAGGACUAAUUAAAGGAAGUGGUGGUUGCGGCGGAGGUGGUGGUGGUUGUGGUGAUGUUAUUGAGCUUCAACUUCCAAAACCUAUGAAAAAACCAAAGUCACCACCAUCAGAAGCAAAAUCACCAUUGUCAUCAACAUCUCCACCGGUUAUAGUUUCGACUCGAAAGAGAAUUAUUACAAACGGUGCUUUGGAAGAGAAACUGAGGAGGACGAGAUCAGAAGGUGUUAUAAAAAGUAGUAAUAGUGAUGGUGCUACUACCAAACAUGUUUUCAGGAAUAAGGUGAGAAGGUAUAAGCUUUUGGAGGAAGUUUCAAGUUAG